Molecule: messenger RNA, 1899 nt
Organism: Penicillium daleae
Lineage: Eukaryota; Fungi; Ascomycota; Eurotiomycetes; Eurotiales; Aspergillaceae
Product: putative C6 transcription factor
Exons: 3
Coding region: 1-1899 (632 amino acids)
Biological process (GO): DNA-templated transcription; positive regulation of transcription from RNA polymerase II promoter by galactose
Cellular component (GO): nucleus
Molecular function (GO): RNA polymerase II cis-regulatory region sequence-specific DNA binding; zinc ion binding; DNA-binding transcription factor activity, RNA polymerase II-specific
Source: RefSeq, a predicted model, not a curated record
AUGGCAACACCAAGUGCUGACUUGGAUGCCCCACAGGAUGGCGUAGCCCCUAGCAUAUCGAAACACAGGGCCUGCGAUAACUGCAAACUUCGAAAAGUGCGUUGUUCCGGAAGAAUACCGUGCCAACAUUGCCAUCGGAGCGGGAAUCCAUGCCAGUAUAGCUCACCACAUGGAAGACUAGCAAAUACAGAGAAGCGAUUAAGGCAAUGUCGAAAACGCAUCCAAGCAUUGGAAGCGGCUUGGCGGAAAUAUCUGCCCAAUAUCAAUGUGGACGCUGCAUUGGAAGAGAUGAGCAACUCAGCCCACUCUCCCUUCACCAGUCAAGCACUUCCUAGAGACGCAAGGAGCGAAUGCACUCUUUUCACCCCCAGUUCGCGACCGAUAGCCCAACCCUCAGAAGCAGAGGAGUCACUUGCACCAGCCGAAAAGCCCGAUUUAGAAGAUGCUGAUACUCUCGAUUGGGAUGAGUCUUCGGAUUCGACUUCCGUCAAUGAUGGGAUCGGCUCACUUUCUGUAACUCAACGUGGCAUCGGGUACAUGGGCCCGCAAUCAGGAAAUGCUCUUCUGAAGAAUUUACAGUCGCUUCACAUGCACCUGUUUCCAUUACAAGAGGCUGAGAUGGCAUUUCCAGGCCAAGACAAGUCGACCCUGGCUGAGGAUGUGCUUCAAUCGUCAUCAUAUUCGGACUCAUGUAUUGAUUGGUAUUUUGAACUGUAUAAUUGCGCUUAUCCCAUUCUUCAUGAAGGGUAUUUCCGCGCACAGUGCAUUGGAGUCCUUUCUAAACCGAAAGAUGGAUCGUGGCCAUUGCUAUAUAAUAUGGUCCGCGCAAUCGGUGCCUUUACCGGCGACGCUUCGAAUCAUAAUGCCGACCACUUUUUCUACGGAAUCGCAUCACAGCAUCUCUCUCUUAGCCUCUUGCAACGAGGCUCUUUACCAUUGUUACAAGGUCUGACCCUGAUGGCCAAUUACCUGCAGAAGCGUAAUCGACCGAAUAGUGGGUUUGCAAUGCUCGGUUUAGCCAUGAACAUGGCACAAAGUAUUGGCAUGCACCGAGAAUUUUCCACGACCAGCAUCAGCCCAUUUGAGAUGGAAAUGAGACGUCGUGUGUGGUGGACUAUUUAUAUAUUCGAUUCUGGUGCGAGGCUGACAUUUGGUCGGCCUACCCUAUCCUUGGGCGGGGUUAAUAUGCAACUCCCGCACAACCUCAACGAUAGAGACCUUGUUGUCGAUAUGGUCCAACUUCCAGAACCUCGGGACACCCGUACAGUAGCUUCCAGCCUUAUAUGGCAGUCCAAACUCGCCUGUAUAACCAAUCUGGCCAACAUGAAACUCUUCGAGAGCAAAUUACCGCCUGCUCCUGUGAUGCUUAACCUCGGAAAUCAGGUCAACGAAUGGUUUGAUUCUCUGCCUCUCUACAUGAAGACAAGUCCUGAAAACCCAGAAUACGAAAGGAUGGAAGCUCCUAGAAUGGUGUUAGUUUGGCGAUCGAUGCACCUUCGCAUCAUCAUCUACCGGCCCUUUAUUCUGGACCUGAUCAGACGACGCCAACCGUUGGAUUUGCGCAACGUUAAUGAACCUCCUCGCAGGUGCGUUGAAGCUGCACAGGGAUGCAUUUCGUCCAUUGUCAUGUUUUGGCGUAGUGGCAGAGAUCGACAUAGAGCAUUAGUCUGGUACGCCUGUUACUGGCUGGUCACUGCGACGUUUGUCCAUGUUGCUUGCUUACUAUAUGAUCCCCAACACGAAUGUUCUUUUGAUUGGAGGCAAGAAGUUGAGGGAGCUCAGUUGGCGCUCGAGGAGAUGGGUGUCUUUGAGCAAACCGCUGCUCGUGCAGCGAGGAUCAUCAACAAAGUUAUGGGUGAGUCACUCAGUCUCUUCUACGUUGGACGGAUUGUUUGUUAA